UUGCUGGCUCUUUGCUGUCCUUAUCUCGCAUUUCCUGGCCAUUGCCCGCCUCCCAGGACCCCAGGGGGAGAAAGGGUGUGAGUUGUUUAGUCUGGGAUGGAGUAAGGAGCUGAGCUGAGCUGAGCUGAGCAAUUCACCCACACAGCUCAGAGAGGCUACAGCCUACCCCAGCACAAGGGAGCUGUCCGUGGUCCUGGAAGGACACUCUCCUGCUCCCUUGGUCAGUAAGGAAAUCAAAGCUCAAGAAACUACCAGUCUGUUCUCAGCCUGACAGUGCAUCUACUGAGGCACCUAUGAGAGAAAUUGCUGCCCUCAUCUAGCUAACAGUGAGGAAUGAUCUGGAGUUGGCAUGUAUCACCACUAGAGCAGCUCCCAGAGGUCCUCUCUGUGCCAGGGUGGCAUUGCCAGGCCUGGCAUCUGUUUCUUUGGGGCUGAAUCUCCUUCCUAUCUUCUGUUCUGAACCCCCCGGAGAAGUCACCCAUCCCUUCCUCAGAGCGAGAGAGUGAGAAUAGAAAUGAAUCACACCAUGCCCUAGAAAUUGGGAUUGGAAUGAAUAGAUGCCACCAGAUGCUCUAAACCAGUUGAUAUCCUAGACUAAUUACUCAAACACCAAAGAACCAAUCCUUCUCCUGAGUCUGGCUCAUACAAGUCCAGCUCCAACAGUAUUCAUCUUCUUAACUCCCUUUUUUGAGGUCCAGAGAGUGUCCCUCUCUGGGGAAAAAGCCUCUGGUCACCAAGGCUUGCACUCAUUGGACCAGAUACUCUGAAGCUACAAUGGAAGACCACAUGUUUAGUGUUCAACAAAUUCAACCCAAUGUCAUUUCUGUGAGGCUGUUCAAACGCAAAGUGGGAGGCUUGGGCUUCCUGGUGAAAGAACGGGUUAGUAAGCCCCCAGUGAUCAUCUCUGACCUGAUCCGGGGUGGAGCAGCUGAACAGAGUGGUCUUAUUCAAGCGGGCGAUAUCAUCCUUGCAGUCAAUGGCCGGCCCUUGGUGGACAUGAGCUACGAUGGUGCCCUAGAGGUUCUACGGAGCAUUGCCUCAGAGACUCAUGUGGUCCUCAUCCUGAGGGGUCCCGAGGGCUUCACGACUCACCUGGAGACUACAUUCACUGGUGAUGGGACACCCAAGACCAUCCGAGUGACCCGACCCUUGGGCUCGGCCUCCAAAGUGGUGGAACUGUCCCACCAGGCCGUGCCCAGCAAAGAUCAGCCCCCAGGGCCAGGUGGUGCUGAGGCCCUCCGGAACAUGCCUCAGCAUCCCAGGGAAAAUGGCCAAGAAGACAAUUCCCUGGCACAAACCAACGGCAUGGUACCUGACCAGAAGGGUGCAGACCCCACAAAGAAAAGUGCCCUGGCUGGACUGCACAGUGGUGGGGAAAGCAAUGACCUUCUCCAGGAGAUUCAGCCCGUGCUGAACCUGCUGGCUAGUGGCAAGAAAGAGAUCAAUGGAGGGGAGCCACACAAAGUGGAGACAAGGGAUGCAGAAGUCCAGGCAGACAGAGACUUGGAAGGAAAGUCUCACAAGCCUCUGCCACUUGGAAUGGAGAAUGACCGUGUCUUCAAUGACUUGUGGGGGAAGAACAAUAUGCCUGUUGUCUUGAACAACCCAUAUUCAGAAAAAGAACAGCCCCCAAUGUCGGGAAGGCAGUCACCUCCCAAAAAUGGCAGUCCUACCAAAUGUCCUCGCUUUCUCAAAGUCAAGAACUGGGAAACAGAUGUGGUUCUCAAUGACACGCUCCACCUCAAGAGCACCUUGAACACAGCUUGCACGGGGCAGAUCUGCAUGGGUUCCAUCAUGUUCCCCUCCCAACACAUACGGAAGCCUGAGGAUGUCCGGACAAAAGAGCAACUCUUUCCCUUGGCCAAAGAGUUCAUUGAUCAAUACUACUCAUCUAUAAAGAGAUUUGGCUCCAAAGCCCAUACAGAGAGACUGGAAGAAGUGAACAGGGAGAUAGAAACGACCAGCACCUACCAGCUGAAAGACACAGAGCUGAUCUAUGGAGCUAAACAUGCCUGGAGAAAUGCUUCGCGCUGUGUGGGCAGGAUCCAGUGGUCUAAGCUGCAGGUGUUUGAUGCACGAGAUUGUACCACAGCCCACGGGAUGUUCAACUACAUCUGUAAUCACGUUAAGUACGCCACGAACAAAGGGAACCUCAGGUCUGCCAUCACCAUAUUUCCCCAGCGGACAGAUGGUAAGCAUGACUUCAGAGUCUGGAACUCACAGCUCAUCAGAUAUGCAGGCUAUAAGCAGCCUGAUGGCAGCAUCCUAGGAGACCCCGCCAACGUGGAGUUCACAGAUAUCUGCAUUCAGCAAGGCUGGAAGCCCCCAAGAGGACGUUUUGAUGUCCUGCCACUCCUGCUCCAGGCCAAUGGCAAUGACCCUGAGCUGUUCCAGAUUCCUCCAGAGCUGGUUUUGGAAGUGCCCAUCAGACAUCCCAAGUUCACAUGGUUCAAGGAGCUGGGACUGAAGUGGUAUGGUCUGCCAGCUGUAUCCAGCAUGCUCCUGGAAAUCGGAGGCCUUGAGUUCAGCGCUUGCCCAUUCAGUGGCUGGUACAUGGGCACUGAGAUCGGCGUCCGUGAUUACUGUGACAAUUCGCGUUAUAACAUUCUUGAGGAAGUGGCCAAAAAGAUGAAUCUGGACAUGAGGAAAACUUCCUCCCUGUGGAAGGACCAAGCCCUGGUGGAGAUCAACAUUGCUGUGCUCUACAGUUUCCAGAGUGACAAAGUGACAAUUGUCGACCACCAUUCGGCCACCGAGUCCUUCAUCAAGCACAUGGAGAAUGAGUACCGCUGCCGAGGUGGCUGUCCAGCUGACUGGGUCUGGAUUGUCCCACCCAUGUCUGGCAGCAUCACACCUGUCUUCCACCAAGAAAUGCUCAACUAUCGACUCACACCUUCCUUCGAGUACCAGCCGGAUCCAUGGAAUACCCAUGUCUGGAAAGGCACUAAUGGGACCCCCACAAAAAGGAGAGCCAUUGGCUUCAAGAAGCUGGCAGAAGCUGUCAAGUUCUCAGCUAAGCUGAUGGGUCAGGCCAUGGCAAAAAGAGUCAAAGCCACCAUCCUCUAUGCCACCGAGACGGGCAAAUCCCAGGCCUAUGCAAAAACUUUGUGUGAAAUCUUCAAACAUGCCUUUGACGCCAAGGUCAUGUCUAUGGAAGAAUACGAUAUUGUACACCUAGAACACGAGACGCUGGUGUUGGUGGUUACUAGCACCUUUGGCAAUGGAGACCCUCCAGAGAAUGGGGAGAAAUUUGGCUGUGCUUUGAUGGAAAUGAGGCAUCCCAAUUCUGUGCAGGAGGAAAGGAAGUCCCAGGAACCCUUGCGUUUCUUUCCCCGUAGAGGGCCACUAUCUCCCUAUGACCAAACGGAAGUGUAUAACCUGGCUACGGUCCGGGACAGUCAGGACAGGAGCUACAAAGUCCGUUUCAAUAGUGUCUCCUCAUACUCUGAUGCCCGGAAAUCUUCAAGUGAUGGAGCAGACCUGAGAGACAACUUUGAGAGUGCCGGGCCCCUGGCCAAUGUGAGAUUCUCAGUGUUUGGCCUCGGAUCGAGGGCAUACCCCCACUUCUGUGCCUUUGGCCAUGCGGUGGACACCCUCCUAGAGGAGCUUGGAGGGGAGCGCAUCCUGAAGAUGAGGGAAGGGGAUGAGCUAUGUGGUCAGGAAGAAGCCUUCAGAACUUGGGCCAAGAAGGUCUUCAAGGCAGCCUGUGAUGUAUUCUGCGUGGGGGAUGAUGUCAACAUUGAGAAGGCCAACAACUCCCUCAUCAGCAACGACCGAAGUUGGAAGAGGAACAAGUUCCGGCUGACCUAUGUGGCUGAAGCCCCUGAGCUCACCCAAGGUCUCUACAGCAUUCACAAAAAACGAGUGUCCGCUGCCCGGCUCCUCAGUCGUCAGAAUCUUCAGAGCCCUAACUCCAGUCGAUCAACCAUCUUUGUGCGCCUUCACACCAAUGGGAACCAGGAACUACAGUACCAGCCUGGGGACCAUCUCGGUGUGUUUCCCGGCAACCAUGAGGACAUGGUGAAUGCCCUGAUCGAUCGACUCGAGGAUGCCCCUCCUGCCAACCAGCUGGUGAAAGUGGAGCUUCUGGAGGAGAGGAAUACAGCUUUGGGUGUCAUCAGUAACUGGACGGAUGAGCACCGGAUCCCGCCCUGCACCAUCUUCCAGGCCUUUAAGUACUACCUGGACAUCACCACGCCCCCCACACCCUUACAGCUCCAGCAGUUUGCCUCCUUGGCCACCAAUGAGAAGGAGAAGCAGCGACUGCUGGUCCUCAGCAAGGGCUUGCAGGAGUAUGAGGAGUGGAAAUGGGGCAAGAAUCCCACGAUCGUGGAGGCCUUGGAGGAAUUCCCAUCGGUGCAGAUGCCGUCCACUCUGCUGCUGACCCAGCUGUCCCUGCUGCAGCCCCGCUACUACUCCAUCAGCUCCUCGCCGGACAUGUACCCUGAUGAGGUGCACCUGACCGUGGCGGUUGUGUCCUACCGCACCGGAGAUGGGGAAGGACCAAUCCACCACGGGGUCUGUUCUUCUUGGCUCAACCGGAUACAGCCAGAGGAGGUAGUACCCUGUUUUGUCCGAGGAGCUCCCAGCUUCCAUUUGCCCCGGGAUCCCCAGGUGCCCUGCAUCCUGGUUGGCCCAGGCACGGGAAUUGCACCUUUCCGGAGCUUCUGGCAGCAAAGGCUAUUCGAUAUUCAGCAUAAAGGUAUGUCUCCAUGUCCCAUGGUCCUGGUCUUUGGGUGUCGGCAGUCCAAGAUUGACCACAUCUACAAGGAGGAAACCCUACAGGCCAAGAACAAAGGUGUCUUCAGAGAGCUGUACACGGCCUAUUCCCGUGAGCCAGACAAACCAAAGAAAUAUGUACAGGAUGCCUUACAGGAACAGCUGGCAGAGACCGUGUACAGAGCCCUGAAGGAGAAAGGAGGCCACAUCUACGUUUGUGGGGAUGUCACGAUGGCGGCUGAUGUCCUGAAAGCCAUUCAACGCAUCAUGAUUCAGCAGGGAAGGCUCUCAGCAGAGGAGGCUGGGGUGUUCAUUAGCAAACUGAGGGAUGACAAUCGCUACCAUGAAGACAUAUUUGGGGUCACCCUGCGCACGUAUGAAGUGACCAACCGCCUUAGAUCUGAGUCCAUUGCCUUCAUUGAAGAGAGCAAGAAGGACACCGAUGAGGUGUUCAGCUCCUAACCAGGUCCCUUCUGCGCCAUUUGGAUGGAUGCCAGGUUGGGCUGCCUGCCCCCGGGCCUUCUCCAGGCAGAAGGCGAUAGGUUUUGGAAAGAUGGACGCUGCUGACUCUUUCCUAUGGGACUCCCAUGAAAUGCGCACUCCCUCUUGUCCUGUUGUUGCGUCGCGGUUUUUUGUUUGUUUCUCUUCUUUUUGGACUUCGAGUCCCGUGGGGCUUCCUUCCCUUGGCCCCCAUUCGUUUCCUCUUUGAACUUUCCUGCUGCAAUGCAAUGGCUUUUUCUCUGCAGUGGCUCUUAUGAAAUGAUGUUUCUUCUCCCCCUCUUUCCCUCUCUCUCUCUCUCUCUCUCUCUCUUUCUCUAUUCCAAGGGCAUACCACAGCUGCAUGAAAUCACCAGAUCACUCCCGUUUGGCAUUUUCAUGUUGGUUUUCUGGGGUUUCUUUGGAAAGGCAGCAGGGACUGGGGAGGAGAGACUUGCUGUGGGUCUCUUCCUAUGGACAGCCCCCAGCAACUGAAGUCACACGCCAUCUAUUUCUAAAAGUUACUGUCCUUUUUUCGGUGUGCGUGUGCACGCACAUGUGUGUGUAUGUAUAUGUGUGAGGGGCAUGGGUCCUCAUCUGUUCUCCUCUUGCCUGUACAAGCCUAUUGCCUGCAGACCUCCGGUGCAGAGAAAUUGUUUUCCCUUGGCACAUGUUGACUCUUUCUGUGUGCCCGCUCAACAAGGCUGGCAUUGUUUUGUACGAACCAUUUGGGAGCCCCUGGAUUGUCCAGCAUUGGCAUUCAAGUGGUCAGGGUAGCUGUGAUGACUGAGGACGGCAUGUCCCCCAAGUGGGAUUGGAAUCCAUUAGUGUAUAAGCCACCAAGGAACAAAUCCAUCUCAUGAAUUCCAUACACCAUGUUCUUUCUCUCUCUGCUCUGUCCUGACACAUCAUCCAGUUAUGUCCUUCAAACCCUUUCUCAGCUCCACCUGCUACACUGCUCCUGGUUCUGCCACUAUUUGGUAUUGAGAAAACCACUUCCCUUCCCUGGGCCUCAGUUUCAUCCUCUGUGAAAUUGAUGAGAAUUUGUGAGGAAAAAGCUCCUUAGUAUUAUAGUCCUUUGAGCAGAGUUUAUAUGGCCAGACAGUUAAUAAGCAUGUAAAAAGCACCUACUAUGUGCCAGAAAUUAUGUUGUGCACUGCUGGUACAAAGGAGGGCAAACCGGCCCUAGCUUGGUAGAAAUAGGAUAUAAACAGAGCAAAUGAAAACCACUGAUCAGUAAUGUAGAGUCAAGUUAACAAGCAUCUGUUAUGCUCCCCCUAUGUGUCAGACAUUGUGCUAAGUGCUGGGAAUAUAUUGAGAGGCAAAAACACAAACCAACCAACCCAUGAUGCCUCCUCUUAAGGAACUCACAGUCCAAUGGGAAUGCAUUCCAGAGGAAGGGGCUGGCCAAGGCAACUUUUCCUCAAGAGUGUAUGGGGGGGGGGGGAGGGCAGUUAGGUGGUGCAGUGGAUAGAGCACCAGCCCUGGAUUCAGGAGGACCUGAGUUCAAAUCCGGCCUCAGACACUUAACACUUACUAGCUGUGUGACCCUGGGCAAGUCACUUAACACCAAUUGCCUCACUUAAAAAAAUAAAAAUAAAAAAUAAUUUUUAAAAAAAUUGAGAGAAAGAAGGAAUACUUUGCUUCCUCAGCAUGGAAGGAAUAUAGAGGUUGUUUCUUGAGCUCUACGCUCUAUCAGUACAUAUAACUGUUGGUUGGCUUCUGGCUCCAGUGAUGGACUUGUCCCCUCUACCUGAGAUAGAAAUCCUGAAAGGACAGUUAGAAGAGAGGCAGGAUAAAGAGUCACGUCGCUCCUUGACAACAAGACACAGCAGUGGAUUGUGGUAGUCCAAAAAGUGCAGGAGAUGCUGGGUUACUUCAAGAGAGAAGCAGUGGAGAGAACAAAGAAGGUUUUAGUCCUGUUGUCAGUCCUCUGCUGCCCUGGGCAGACCACAUGAGGAGGACUAAGCUGGAGCUUGCCCGCAGGAAGAUGAGCAGAACAUUGAAGGAUCACCAGAUCGAGCACCCAAAGCUCAGUGUAGGACCUAAGGAUGUUUAGAAGAAAAGAUUUAGGCCAGUGUGCACAACUCCUAAGGACAAGAGGACUCAGCUUGGAACUAGGAAUAAUAGAUAGAAGCCCCAAAGAGGUAGAUUUUGAAGUCGGGACAAUGAGACGGAUCCAGAGGCGGUUGCCACCUCACUGAAGGCCUUCAAGCAAAGGCCAGAGGACGCUUGCUAGGGCUGUUGUUGAGGGCAUUCAGGGCCAGGUCAGAGCCAAUGGCCCCAAGAUACCUUCCAGCUCUGAGAUUCUGUGAUUUUAUGCAGAGGAAGAGAUCCAAGGAUGAAUGUGUUCCCUUCAGCAGUUUGACCCUUUGGAUAAGGGGUUCUUUACCUUUCUUGUAAGACUUCUGGCAGUCUUUUGAAACCUAUGGACCCCUUCCGAGGAGCAUAUUCUUAAAUGCAUAAAAGAAUAGAUGUAUGGUUACACACAGGAAACCGAGCAUAUUGAAAUACAGUUACCCAAAUAUUUUUUAAAAGCCAAGUUCAAAGACUCUAGGUUAAGAACUCCUGCCUUAAAGGAUGAAUAAUUCUAUUAGCUGCUUUUGGCAGAAUUACCUUCUCCUGAUCCAGAUUUUAAAAGUCCUUUCUAAGAACUUUUGCUUUCCUGAUUAGUGGAAAGCAAAUGCCUUCGCAUUCCCAGCAGUCCUGACCUCUCCCUGGCUAGGCCUCUAGGUAUAAUUGCCUUCCCCAAAGAAUUAGUAAAGUCUCUGCCUAUUUGUACAUGCUAAUCAGUGUCAGGUGGUACCUGAAAAUCCAAUGGCCUCCCAGGUAAUAAAGCUUCAAAGGCCCUGUUUCAGCCCAACAGAACGAGAGAGAAGCUUCAGUUUCCUACCCAUGCCCUAGCCUUUGGUUUUCUUUAUUAUUUUGGACAAGUAUUAUUUCUUAGAUAGAGCCCUCUCUGACUGAGUGUGGAGACCUGGCAGAUCAAAACCUAUCGGGCCCCCUUGGCCAAGGUUACACAUAGAUGUGAGGCCAGAUAAUCUCAUGGAAACUAGGAGUGCAAAGGCACCUUCUGAUGAGCAAACUUACCCAGGACAGACAGUUGUCCUUCCUCUUUCCUAAGACCGCAAGGGAAGAUGGCGUCACAUAUGGUUCAUGCUACUGUUCUAUCCCCCGGUGGUCAGCAAAAUCUUCCUAGUUUCCAGUCACAAUCUCAAAGCAGUGGAGAGAGCCUCCUCAAACACACCCUAGCUGUGUCAGCCUUGGUAAGUCCCUAAGCUGCUUUCCGAUCCCAUUUCUUCACUUCUAAACUGAGGAUGACAAUAGUACAUCCGACACAGGGUUGUCCUAAAAUGAGAAAAUAUCUCUAAAAUGCUUUGCAACUAAACAAGUCCUGUAAAUAUUAGCAAUGCUUAUUAGCUCUCCUCUUUUCCAUUAAGCCAGUUUCCUCUUAUCCAGUCAAGAGAAUGGCUCAGCAUCCUCCUUGUAAAAAUCCCUCCAAUGAGUUGAAAAUGGUCAUUAAGUCAUCCCUUCACCUUCUUUGAUUAAAAUAACUCUGGCCUGUCUUCUGGCUCCUCCAGGGUCUUUGUUUAUUCCUUAUGCUCUCCCGGGGUGGGGGAAGCUGCUGCCUCUGCCCUACCUCCUCCCUUCCCCUCUAACAGUCUGUCCUCUCUGAUUUCUACCCCUAACUAAGCUUCUUGCUUUCGUGAAUGCUUCUGUCUUUGAUAAAUAUCAUUGGUGAGGAAGGUUGUGGAUGCUGGCACUUAGAGAAAUAAAGAGUCCAAUGAAGAAAGCUCAAUGUGUCUCUAGACACAUUGUCAAUGUAAAGUCAAUCAAUCCCUGGUCCCCGACCCAAGGGACUUUACAGCCACCUGAGCUUAGCGACUAGGACGGAGAUUGACCAGCUGGCACCCUCUAUUUCCGAGCCCUCCUCGGCCUUGAAGAAUCCUAAAACAGUUUUAUCUUCAAACCAGAAUCCUUCUAUGGGUCAUAGGAUUAUGGAUGUACAGUUGGAAGGGGCCUUAGAGGUGGUCCAGUCCAAGCUGCUACAUCCCUCAGAGAGGCAAAGCAGCUGUCCCCAAACAGAAUAAGAAUAUGGUUCAUUGAAGAGCUGCCCUUUCGAUCACAAGAUCAUAACUAAAGCUAGCAGCGACUCAUUUUACAUAUGAGGAAACUGAGGCGGGGAGAUGUUAAGUGACUUACCCAAGCUUACACAGGUGAUGUCGGAGGUGGGAUAUGAACCCAUGCCAUCUGACUCCAAGUCUAGUGCUCUUUUCAUUGUCUCAUGCUAUCUCUGAAACACUAGGUGGAUCCCCUGUGGAAGAAAGAGACCCAGAUCCUUUUACCUUCCUCCCUAUGAGAGACCAUGGACAAUAGUGGUACAACCACAGAUGGGUUGAGAUCUGCAUUGUUGGAGGGGUGUGUCUUUGUGGAGGAGAUGAAAGUGCUAGUUUCACUGAGUAAAUGCUGCCCCCUUGUGGUGGUUCUUAGGAAACUCCUCAAAGUUAUCCAAAACUUUUACGCCUGUAUGUAAUUCCGUCCAAAACUUGCAGAAAUUCACUUUGUGUUUCAAAUAUCUGGUUACCUGGCAACUGAGAGUGGUCCCAUCUGGGGGGUAUUUCUUUCUCUCUAACUUAUUAAUAAAUAGGAUUUAUUAUCCAUAAAUAUUCUAUUGAUAUCGAGAACGAAGUAGAGGACAAGAUCCUUGUCCCUCCAUCCUUAUGCCUUCCCCAAAGAAUAAAGACAGCACCUGAUAUGUAAUCUCAGUUUCUCUUUGAGUUAGUAGAAUGGUUCCUCAGAAGGGUUAAUGAUGCCUAGAUAUAAAUCAGACCUCAGAAAAUUAAUGACCUCAUUCUAAAUAACAGAGAAGGAAAAGAAAUGGAAAAAUGCCUUUCCGAAGGUGGUUGAACUUGAGCCAACCUCACUGGUUUCAAAACCACAUCAACUAGAUGUUUACAUACUCAAUGCUUCUCUCUCUCUCUCUCUCUCUCUCUCUCUCUCUCUCUCUCUCUCUCUCUCUCUCUCUCUCUCUCUCCCCCCCCUCCCUCCUUUCCUCUCUCCCUCCCUUCUUUCUUCCCUCCAACAACCAGACUCCUAGCUUGCAUGCCUUUUCAUACCCUCCUCUUAAAACCUUCCAUAAAGGGUUCAUGCCAACAACCCCAAGAAGUUGCAGGCUGGGGUGGCAGAAGAGAGGUUCUCUAGCCCACAAAAGUUUCCUGAGCACAAGCAUCAUUCACCCUGGCUCUCUGGGCCAUCAUGAGCUUUCCAAACCAUUCUCUGACCACCUAGCUGUCCUCCCUCCAGUCUGAAUGCAAUGAAUGAGUCCAUCAAACUCAGAUGAAAACCUGAGUUUUGGGCCUCCUUCAUCUUUCACCACUGGCUCUUUCAUCAGGUCAUUCCAAGCUCCUAUCUCCAUCUCCCUCCAUAACACUCAAUCCACCUUUUUUUUUUGCCCAUGUAACAUUUGAAUUCUGCUUUCCCCUGAACAUACCCACCCAUCUGAGUGCCUGAUCUGCCCUGACCCUCUUCAGCUUACAGAAAAUCAAGUGAAGGGGAUACUGACCUGAGAUUCUUAAGUUUUAUUCCACACUCCCCAUUAACCCUCUACCUUUGGUAUACCCCUCCUGUUUCCAAACUUCCUGUUUGUUUUGAGAAUGCAAAAGGCCAAAUAGUAGUGACACCCCAAAUAAGACAGGAAGGCCAAAGAGACCCCUCUAGCAACACAGUACAUCAAGGAGGGUCCUCACAGGACAUGGGUACAAGAAAAGACAAUAUAUCCGGGCGUUCUAGCCUUCUUUCUUCUUCAGGACCCUUCAAGUCACUGCACAGUUUGCUUCUGGUGACAAGUGGUUGGGAUGACAAAAGCAUUGGUUAUGAUGCUGUCUGACCCCCAAAUGUUUCUGUACUCAUGGCCCAGAAGGUUGAAGGGAAGCUGGAUAUGUCUUGAUCUUGGGGAAACAGACAAUCUGAUCUUUCUUCCAAAGGUCAGAACUAGAGACAAGAGAAGAUGGAGGAAAGAGAGAAUAAAUGUGUUUCCCUUUAACCUCAGAUGCCCAUUUAAAUAUCUCCAUUUCCAUCUGCCUGGCCCUGACAUAGAACCCAGGCUGCCUUUGUAGACAAAGCCCAAUCUGACCAGCCCCUCACAACCAGCUUGCUUUAAGUCAAAGCUGAGCAUUAGACUGCGAGGGCCUUAGGCUCAGUUCUGUAGUUGGAUCAAAUGCCUCCAUGGGGCCUUCUUACUGAGCUCCUCAUGGAUGCUUUCUGAAAUUUUACAAUGGCCCGAGUUGUCCUUAAGCCAAGGGAAUCUCCCCAAUUGCAGAUUUUCUAAAGGAAGACAGAUUCCUUGAAGACAAAGUAGAGCUGAAGAUUUCUGAGCCUAAGAUUUCAGGCCAAACUCCUUGGGUUCCCAUCCCAUUCGGAUGUACCAUCCCAUCCCAUUUCAUGUGCUCGGACACAAUCGUGUUUUGUUGUUGUUGCUGUGAUCACCUAAAUCACAUGUCAAGCUGAGGAUGGACUUGGUGACUCAGGGGCAACUGUCUGGUUGGCUUCAGUCUCGAAGCCCACGUGUGUAUCUGUUUCCUUCCAGGGGGGUGGGGGAACUAGGAGGGACAGAGUUGGAGCAGGAGUGGAUGCUGCACUUAACCAUGGAAUUUUCCCCCUACCUCUGAGCUCUUGAUGCUGCUAAGUCUGUGCCGUGCAUACAACGUGCUCCAGCACCUCUCUCCAGGACUGACGCCUGCUCAGUCUGCGAGGCUCUCCAGGCUGUGUUCUCCGCAUGCACCUGUUCUUCUGGGUAGUUCCAAUCUUCUGGUUUUAUGGAAUUAAAAAAAACCUACUUAUGCCUGUUUGCAUUAUGGUUAAAAAUUAAAAA
Dromiciops gliroides (monito del monte) is the source of this 12067-nucleotide messenger RNA. It is a transcript of the gene NOS1, whose product is annotated as nitric oxide synthase 1. The transcript has 30 exons. Gene Ontology annotation, biological process: nitric oxide biosynthetic process. Lineage: Eukaryota; Metazoa; Chordata; Mammalia; Microbiotheria; Microbiotheriidae. The record is from RefSeq and is a predicted model, not a curated record. The coding region runs from base 775 to 5181 and encodes 1468 amino acids. Gene Ontology annotation, molecular function: FMN binding; nitric-oxide synthase activity; heme binding.